Molecule: messenger RNA, 636 nt
Organism: Anthonomus grandis grandis
Lineage: Eukaryota; Metazoa; Arthropoda; Insecta; Coleoptera; Curculionidae
Product: ATP synthase subunit s, mitochondrial
Exons: 1
Coding region: 1-588 (195 amino acids)
Source: RefSeq, a predicted model, not a curated record
AUGUCUGUAUAUACUAUACUCAAUUUGGCCACUAAACCAUGCAAAAACCACAUCCACAAUGUUUCAAAAAGGUCACUUUUCCACUGGAUUAAUAAGCAAUUCAAUGCCCUCGAUGAGGAUAGAAAGAAACUGGUAGGACCCGACCGAGUGUGUGCCGAAUGGAUCCUAAGAAACGGCGGAAAAGUGAAAUUCGUUGACGCCUUUGAAUCAGAAACCGACUAUAAUAACUUACCAAAAGAGGAAGUCCAAGUGAAACUCCAGGAAAUUGAUGCUACAGGCAGCUCAAUAAUGGCCAACGGUUUCGAACAUUUAAAGGGGUGCAACCACAUAAGUAAAAUCAUACUGGAUCAGUGCAGUUAUCUAGAAAAUGAGGCUCUGGAGGGGCUCAGUUAUGUAAAGGACUCUUUGUUAUUUUUGCAAGUUUCCCGUUGCGGCAAUAUUACAGAGCAAGGACUUGUGCACCUACUUAAACUGGUUAAGUUGAGGACCCUCAUAAUAUUUGGAUUGCCAUACUUGAAAGAUAGAAAAAAGAUGCUCGAUGUGUUGGGUAAAGGGUUGAAAACUUGCCAGAUUACUUUUGAGGAAUAAGGUUUUUGCGUUAAUUCAUGUCCUUUAAUAAAAUACAUGUUUAUAGUA